Messenger RNA from Aphanomyces invadans, 600 nucleotides. RefSeq lists its product as hypothetical. The transcript has 2 exons. Lineage: Eukaryota; Oomycota; Saprolegniomycetes; Saprolegniales; Verrucalvaceae. Bases 1 to 600 code for a protein of 199 amino acids. The record is from RefSeq and is a predicted model, not a curated record.
AUGCACGUCGACGUCGCCGACGUGGACCUCAAUGACCUGGACGAGUCAGACUACCUGCUCAUGGACGAGCGCUUCAUCCUCAACCAAUCGUUGAGAGCCGAUAUGAAGAUUGUCAUUGCCGAGAUCGGCAACUUUGUCCUGCCGACGAUCAUGGGCCAGGUCGCCAUGCAUGCGGAGCGCAAGGCGGCAAAUGAGGCUGGAGAAAACGCGCCGCCCGUCAUGCCGGCCGAGCUCGUCAAGGAGAUCAUCGGCCGACAUAUGAACCCCCUGAACAUGUUCUCGACGGCCGACGCAUCUACGCGACCGAGGAGGAGCAUCGCCGCCUACCGCAACGAGCGGAAUUUCCAGUCGAGCAUUGACGGGCAUGAUCACACGACCGAGUUCAACGACGCCUGGCGCCUGUUCAGCGCCGGUGGACGGUUCGAGCUUAUGAGUCGGUUCUGUGUCGGGUUGGCUACCGCGCUCCCCAACACGACGUCGUUCGAGUCCGACUUUUGCAUUCUCAAGUGGGAAAAGGACGCGUAUCGCGAGAACCUCCUCGACCUCUCCUUGGAGGGCAUCUUCCACGCGAAGCAAUUCGACCUGUUGGGCUCGUUGUGA